Molecule: messenger RNA, 1167 nt
Organism: Strongylocentrotus purpuratus (purple sea urchin)
Lineage: Eukaryota; Metazoa; Echinodermata; Echinoidea; Camarodonta; Strongylocentrotidae
Product: mucin-2-like
Exons: 3
Coding region: 1-1167 (388 amino acids)
Source: RefSeq, a predicted model, not a curated record
AUGACCCUACUUCAGAACCAACACGACAACCUCCGGCAGGAGUUUAACGAGUUGAAGAGAGAUGUCAAUGGAUAUAGAGAGGAGUGUAGAGGAACCUACAAGACAGUGAACAGAAAUGAAGCACCAAGUGAAGCACCAAGUAAAGCAUCAAGUGAUGCACUAAGUGAUGCACCAAGUGAUGCACCAAGUGAUGCACCAAGUGAAGCACCAAGUGAUGCACCAAGUGAAGCACCAAGUGAUGCACCAACUGAAGCACCAAGUGAUGCACCAAGUGAAUCACCAAGUGAUGCACCAACAACGACUACCAGACCAAACAAUGCAUUUCAACCAGGCAGCAACGACUACCAUACCGAGCCAUGCCUUUCCACCACACAGCAACUACUACCAGACGGAAUUGCGACUUUCAACCACACAGCAACGACUACCAGACCAAACAACGCUUUUCAACCACACAGCAACGACUACCAGACCAAACCACGCUUUUCAACCACACAGCAACGACUACCAGACCAAACAACGCUUUUCAACCACACAGCAACGACUACCAGACCAAACAACGCUUUUCAACCACACAGCAACGACUACCAGACCAAACCACGCUUUUCAACCACACAGCAACGACUACCAGACCAAACCACGCUUUUCAACCACACAGCAACGACUACCAGACCAAACAGCACUUUUCAACCACACAGCAACGACUACCAGACCAAACAACGCUUUUCAACCACACAGCAACGACUACCAGACCAAACCACGCUUUUCAUCCACACAGCAACGAUUACCAAACUAAACCACGCCGUUCAACAACCCUGCAUCGACUACCAGACCAAACCACGCCUUCCAACAACUCUGCAACAACUACCACACCAAACCACGCUUUUCAACAACACAACAACUUCUACCAUACCAAUCCAUGCCUUUCCACCACACAGCAACUACUACCAGACCAAAAUUGCGACUUUCAACCACACGACAACGACUACCAGACCAAACCACACUUUUCAACAACCCUGCAACGACUACCAGACAAAACCAUCUAUUUCAACCACACAGCAACGACUACUAGACAAAAAUACACCUCUCAACCCUCCAGCAACAAGUACCAUUCCAAACCACUCCUUGCAACCACACAUCAACGCAUACAAGAUCAAACCACAACUUUAA